Molecule: messenger RNA, 3696 nt
Organism: Seriola dumerili (greater amberjack)
Lineage: Eukaryota; Metazoa; Chordata; Actinopteri; Carangiformes; Carangidae
Product: semaphorin-7A-like
Exons: 14
Coding region: 192-2111 (639 amino acids)
Biological process (GO): positive regulation of cell migration; axon guidance; negative chemotaxis
Molecular function (GO): semaphorin receptor binding; chemorepellent activity
Source: RefSeq, a predicted model, not a curated record
UGGGACCAGCAGUCGGUGGCACACAGAUCUGGGACGCAGCAGAUCGGGAGGGACCAUAAAGGCGGCUGCAAGGAAGAAGGAGAAGAAGGACGAGGAGGAGAAGAAGAAGAAGGAGAAGAAGAAGAAGAAGAGGGAUUUUCGUGGGAGCGCUUCGGUUGAAUAAUCUUACACAAGACAGAGCCUCGAGAAAGAUGAAUUCUUUCAUCCUGCUGUCGCUUUUUGCCACGGUUAUCGUCGGGAAGUCACCUCGGCUGAAAUUUGUUGUGCACGAGCUCUCCAGGUUCCACUUCAUCAAACCCGAGAACUACAUCAGCAUGUACCAUCAGGAAGGGAGCGACACGCUGUACGUGGGUGGCCAGGCGAUGAUCUAUGUGCUGACGUUCACCGACAGAGGGGUCCGCGACCUGCAGAUCCCAGCGGCAUCUGAUCAGACUGCAAUUGAUACCUGCAAGGCGAAGGCUGCGCCACUCGAGCUGGAGUGUGAUAAUUUCAUCACAGUCAUUCAGAAAGUAAACGACACGUUCAUAGUAUGCGGGACAAAUGCUGGGAGCCCGAGGUGCUGGAUGCUGGUAAAUGACACUGUGCUGACUGACGUCCAGGGCAACGGGCAGAUAGCGGCGGCCUCUGACAUCUCACCGCCCUACCCUUCCCAGAGGUCCAUCAGCGUGCCUGCAGAUGGGAAUCUGUAUUCUGCUAUGUCGUCGGUGCGAGGUCACGCCGGCUCGAUCCGGCGUACGUUUGGCACCCAGAAACUCCUGAAGUCGGAGAACAUUUGGCUGCUGAAUCCACAGUUUGCUGGCGCUGCCAUAAUCCCGUCUUCGCUAAAGUUCAAGGAGGAGAUCUACUUCUUCUUCAGUGAGCUCAACAAGACUGCCAGAGUGGAUGAGGAGCCGUACAGGGCCCGCAUUGGUCGAAUCUGCACAGUGGAUGAAGGGGGCAUUAAAAGCCUGCUGGCAGACUCGUGGACCACCUUCAUGAAGGCCCGGGUGAUGUGUGGCACGGGCAACACUCAGCAGCAGUACAACAACAUGAAGCAGGCCGUGGUGCUGACAGCGCAGGACAAGAGGGCCGGGGUCAUGUACGGCCUGUUUUCCAACGCAUGGGGCAGAACUGUGAUCUGCGCUUACUCCAUUGAAGAUAUUGAUCAAGCCUUCUCCACAAGCAAACUGAAGGGCUACAGCAGUCCGUUCAUUGGCAGUCGCCCUGGAAUGUGUGUCCGCAAGAACUCGACAGCAGGAGGUCAAAAUGACAUCAAAAACCUGGGGGUGAUCAGAUACUACCCAGAAAUUGAGGAUGUGAUCCGGCCCGUCGGUGUGGCUCCACUUGACCUCCCCACAGACGACCAGAUCACACACACCGUGGCGGACAUCGUGCUGGCGGUCAAUGAUGAGCACUACAGCGUCCUGUACCUCGGAACAGAUCAAGGUAAAGUUCUCAAAGUUCUUCACACCAGCGAGGGAGUCUUCAUCAUAUCCCAGUAUUCUCUGUUUCACAACGAGGGUCCCGUUCUAAACAUGGCCAUCGACUCCCAGAAGGGACACCUGUAUGUCGGCACGGCGAUGGAGGUCCAGCGACUGCCGCUGGCUGACUGCGGUCGCUAUGGCGACACAUGCAGGGAGUGCAUUCUUUCCCGGGAUCCGUACUGCGGCUGGGACAGAGCCAGGAGGAAGUGCAUCGCCAUCCCGCCUGGAUACAACGUCUCAUCUGGGGCGCUCAUUCAGAAUCUGGACCAUUCGAACUCCUCGGUUUGCGGGGAAGCUGCUGCUCUGAAGCAGCGUCGAACUUCACCCAGAGAAGUGAUGGUGCAGUCCAACACCUCCGUCUUUCUCCCCUGCCCUGUGCGCUCCUUCCACGCCACCUACCGCUGGGAGAAGGAUAACUGCUUCAAGAACUACCCCUGCCUCUUCGCCGGGGACUUCUGCGUCCUGGGGCCGAUCGUCGACACGCCCCUCAAGGACGGCGUCUUCCGCUGCAUGGCCACCGAGGACGGAUUCAAGGUGGAGGUUAUCUCCUUCAGGCUGGUGAACGAUGGCAGGCUCCUGGCCGCCUCCCUGGCCUCCACCUUGGGGCCGUCGCUCCUGCUCGCCGUGGCUACUCUGUGGCUCCAUUAACUGCAGCUAACGCUAAUGCUAACCCCUCAUCCUUACUGGCUCCCAAUGACAGGAAAGACGAGGAGCCGCUGUUAGGAGGUUAGGUUCGCAGAGCAUUGAAGUACAUGGUUGGGUUGUACAGUGCCAAUUCAUCUUUUUUCAAUUUUUAGAGAGAGUCCAGCAAAUGUCAGUGAAUGAUUUUAGCAUAAAGCAACAUUCAGUAUCUGCAGCUGCAGCGGUCUUAACAAGAGCAGAACUGAAAAAUACAUACGUUAUUUUAAUCAAACUAAAGUGACUAGGAGUUGCUGUCCAUGAAUUAACAUAUCUUGCGAGUUUGAACUCGAUUCAACCAUAAUUAGGUGCUUUGCAAACCUUUCCUCUGACUCCAAAAGAUAAACAUAUCCAAUGAGUUGGGCAAAAAAAACCACCAAUACCAGGCCAAUUCUUUUUACCAUUUCUCUACUUCUUUUAAAACUGACUUGAUUGUGCUUAUUUGUGAAUACGUAAAACUUUAAUACCACUUCUCCAUCUUCAUCGUUCACCUUGUUAAACUUUGUUGGUAUAGCUCAUUAGUACUAAGAAAAAAAAUGUCUGGUAUUGAGAUUUAAAAAGCCUUAACACUUCUGGGACAUAAACUCCUAAGCACAAUUUUGCAGUCGAGGCAGAAUACUGCAGACUCGGGUGGACUUGGCGCUAUAAUUAGUGCAGCUGAGUCUGAGAACAUCACUGGGAGGAAGUGUCAGCUUUUUGACAGGAAGUAGGCGGAUGGGCAAGAGCUCAUCCUCGAACAUCACUGUGUCUCAGCACCUCCUCCUCAGACGAGGCAGUUUCUUGCAUCUUUUUAUCAGAUGGUAUCAGACAUUGUUGUUAGGCCUUGUUCACAGCUUCGUCCGUUGUUGUUGUUUUUUUUUUUUUCCUUAAUACAUGCCAUCGUCUCUCCUUCCUCCCCAAAUCAUCAGAGCAAAACACUCACUUUUACCGGGUGUGAAAAACACAACAUCGCCCACAACUUCUUUGGACAAAAAGUUAGUUAAUGUUAAGCGUCACCGCCCUCAGAAUCUUAAACAUAAAACCAUUAAAAACUUACACUAUUCUCUUUAAAUCUACAUGAAAGUUUAAAUCUGUUCUGGUUCUUUUAUUGUGGAGGGACGGUGGUAACAAGCAUUGAUUACUUUUCUUAUUCUGGGUACAUGGUCAUGUUUUUUGGGGAAGAGAGCGGACAGCAACAAAGACGAGCCAAUUUGCUGCGAAUGUCAUCUGAUUGCUGUCAGACCCAACAAUGCAUAAAGAUGUGAACAAGGUGUUACGCUAUAGCAGUUUCAAUUAACACAUACUUACAUCGUCACAGGGGGCAGAUGAAGCUAAAUGGAAUCGCAUAGUAGAGUUGCAUUUCAUAGUUUGCCAGGAGAAAGAAAAGAAAAAAGAAAACAAAAAAAAGGCUUGUAAUUAGGUCAGUGAAGUAUGUUCUGUAUUUUAUUGCUCUGCAGAUGCUGAUUUCUACCAUUGCUGCCUACGUUCGUGACGGUUUGUCUUGAUGGUUUGGGUUUUUAAUGCCAUAGUUAGAACGUGAUAUGUAAACACUGACUGCUUUGCCUCUUCCCCCCAC